Messenger RNA from Monopterus albus (swamp eel), 4032 nucleotides. RefSeq names its product dynein regulatory complex subunit 5 (gene drc5). Gene Ontology annotation, biological process: microtubule-based movement. The transcript is spliced from 5 exons. The record is from RefSeq and is a predicted model, not a curated record. The coding region runs from base 183 to 1529 and encodes 448 amino acids. Gene Ontology annotation, molecular function: protein binding. NCBI's taxonomy places the organism in Eukaryota, Metazoa, Chordata, Actinopteri, Synbranchiformes, Synbranchidae.
UAUUCUCGGAGUAUACCAAUCUUUCUCCAUAUGACAACGUUCAGAGCGCAAAACUCAAAGUUCCCUGAACUAAACUUCAGAGCAUUUUGUUACCAUGGGGAUGAAGUCCACACCAGUCUCCUGCACGUAAUACAGAGGGAUUACCCAAAGGUACUGAAUCAGUCUACUAAAACACUGUAGCUAUGUCCAAGGACACUUAUCCUUCAGGGCUCCAAGAAGCUCCACCUAAGGACAGAAGGAAAAUGAGAAGGAUCAUUGCUGAAGAUCCUGACUGGUUCCUGAACAUAGUGCCUAAUUUAUCAGACCUCUGCCUGGAAAGCAUAAUGAAAAACCUUGAGGAAAAGCCCAUAUUUGAAGAACUUACACCCAUCCAGAAAGACUUAAUUCAUAAGAGGCUGUCUCCUUCCCUGCCUCUGCAUGUGACAGCCAACCUGAUUAGCGAUGGUGUCUACUGGAAGAGGAGCUGCAAACAGCGGUGGGACCUUUGUGAUGUCUCACAUUAUGGGCACAGCUGGAAACGAAUGUUCUUUGAGAGGCACAUGGAGAACAUUAUUGAGCUUUUUAUUCCAAAUGUGACAGAGCCCAAAACAGUUCUAGAGAUGGUCCCGUAUUGUAAAGACUAUGUCAAGAGGCUGGACAUCUCCCAGCUGCUGCUGCCUAUCAAGGAGCCCCAGAAGGUGGAAGAGGAUAAUGACUCAGAGUCAGCAAGUGAUAAUGAGCCUGAUACACCUUCUAUGGACCACUUUGAUUUUGGCAUCCUGCUUGACAAGUUGACGAGCCUGGAAGAACUUCAUUUGGUAUACAGGGUCAAACAAUGUGGUAUGAACUUUGAAUGGAAGAUGUUUGAGAUGACUGACAGAGACUGUGAGGCCCUCGCCAAUGCACUUAAAUCCUGUAAGACACUGAAGCUCUUUAGGCUUCAUCAAAGCCACAUUGAGGAUAAAAAGUGCCGGUUGCUGGUGAAAUACCUUCUGGACCAUCCGUCCCUGAGGGAGCUCGACUUUUCUUACAACCUGAUCGGAGACAGUGGAGCCAGAGCCAUCGGCAAACUGCUCACCAGGAGUAAACUACAGAUCCUAAACAUGUGUGACAAUGACAUCAGAGAUACAGGGGCCAAAGCUAUAGCUCACGCCUUGUCCAAAAAUGUCACUCUUUUGUCCCUCAACCUGUGUCGCAACCGUGUGAGAGAUGAGGGAGGUCAGGCCAUAGGUAAGGCCUUGUUGAACAACAACACCCUACGCCACCUGCACCUGGGAAGCAAUGUAGUGACUGGGCUUACAGCUAUCGCUCUGUCUGAAGUGCUAGCUCGGAAUGACACCCUGAAGAGCAUCAAUCUCUCCUGCAACAACCUGGGUGAGAUGGGAGGUAAAGCUCUGGAGGAGGCAAUGUGUCACAACACCAGCAUAACAGCGUGUGACAUCCGCCUAACAGAGGUUGAUGAUCAGAUUGUUUCCUCCAUUAACCAGGUGAUUUGGACCAACAAGAGUUUAGAAGAAGAAAAACAAUCCAAAGAGAAGAAAACUAAUUAGACAUCAACAAUACAAACCCAUGUUUAUCAGUUGUCCCUGCUCCAUGUAAUCAUUCACAACCACUUGCAUGUCGACUCGUGUCAUACUCAGGCAUCAACCAUCAUAAAGUAAAUUUUGACACAUAUUUAAGUUUAUUGAGGAGCUUUUUUUCCAUGAUGAUACACAGAUUUGGUUUCAGUCCUUACUGUAUGUAACAUCAAGGCAACGUUGUGGUGGUGUUGAAAUACAUACAAACUUGUUUUAUUUUUUACCUAUAACUACGGGUUAAUAGUGUAACACCUUUGCUACGCAGCAACAAAAUCAAGUGUACUUGAUAUCAUAUUUCCCCCGUUUUUGCAAAACUCACUAGAUGCUUUGUAGAAUCAUAAGGAGGGGAGACAAAGCUAUUCUAUUGGUUCAUGGUGGAUUAAUUCAGUAAGAAAUACAUAACAUUGAUGUACUAUUGCUGGUGUUCUUUAGAUCAAAAAUCACUAUGAACAAUCACUCAGCCUUCCUAUGAAAAAAUGUGUAUCGUGUGUGUUUAUGUGUAUGUGUACACCCCAUCCUGAAUAAGUCAAAUCAUUCUAACAGUGUUUUUUUGUAAAUAAAGGAGCAUCAGAUAUGAAGGAAAACAAAAAUCAUCCAAACACUAAAUUUGAAGCAUUUGAAAAUGCUGCUGGCUGCGUUGCCUCUAGCGUUUUACAUCUAAAUGUGUGACACAUUCACUAAGUAAAAGACCCACAAUGGCAUCAUUCUAACCUCCCUAUUUGAUUUACAGUACAAAUCCUCUCAGCCCUACAGUCUUGAAAAGCAACAGAAUUUCUUAAAUAGAUAAAGAUCCCCAGAGUGAAAGAGUACAUAUAACAACCACAUCUUCUUAAUAGACAUGAUAAAGGGUUCAGUGCUUUGCAUGACAAAAGUGUUGAUGCUAACAGUCAUCUACAGAGGAAAGUGUCUAGCUAUGAACAAUCCAGUCAGAUUUAUAACCAUUUUCAUAACCCCAAAUAGUCACUGUUGUUACGUAAACAUUUCACUGGUAAACUGUUUCUUUUUCCUAUACUUACACAUAGCUGUGUAUGAUUAUCACAGUGAAGCCAUCCGUGAGGUUUGUUGUCUAAUCGUGACUGAGAGAAUAGGAUGAUUUCAGUAUGAAACAGCGACUACGAUGCAACAUUUGAUCAUCCAGUAACUCCACCUGCUACAAGCUGGGCAGUAAAUAGACAUGUCAGUGCAUUUUAAUGCCUUGUACAUUUUGCAUGCUCUUGUUUGGGUUGUCCUCUGGGGUGUACAGGACAUGCAAGUGCCUUCAGUACAAGAUGGGAUUAUGAUCCAGCCUCCCAUGACUCAGAAUAAGAAACAUCUGGCUGAAGAAACAAAAUCAAGUAAUGAAUGAAUUUUAAUCCCUGCAUUUCAUUUGGUUUCCUGCUAGUUUAAAAAAAAAAAGUUCCUCAUGUCACUCAAAAAGGUUGCUUUGUGUACCAUCCACAAACCAUGAAAGGAAUAGUUCAAAGAUUUGGGGAGAGGGGGGUGCAUAUUUGCUUAAUUGCCAAGACAUACUUGAUACCAUUCUCAGGUCUGACCAUUAAAUAUGAAGCUAGAGCCAGCAGUCGGUUAGCUUCACUUAGCUUACCAUAAAGACUGGAAAUGGUGAAACAACAAGGCGUAUCAUGUGCGUAGCUACAGUAUAAGGUAAGAGAUGUUGCUGCAUGGAUUUGGUUACCUUCAGACGGAGCCAGGUUAGUGGUUUCCUCCAUCUCUGGUCUUUAUAAAUUAACCAGCUGCUGGCAGUAGCUCGUUUACCAUACAGAUCUUCUCAUCAUGUAGCCCUCUGCAAGAACGUGGUUGAGGAUUGUUUCCAAACAAUUAUUUAACAUUUUAAAAGCGAUCUCAAUAUGUACAAACAGUUAAUGUCAUGAACAUCAGGACCUGGAUCAGGUUGUACCAGCUGAUCACAACUUCAAACUUUGACUGUGUUAUUAUGCCAGUGUUUACAAAGUGGAACUGAAAAUGAUAUUUUCGUGUCCCCCUGCAGUACGUGAAUACUACUAAACUUGAAAUGUAUACUGUACACUCAUAUAUGAAAAUAUAAAUCUAAACAAAAUGUACAAAGGACUUUCCAUUAGGUUGAAUGUGUAAAUUUGGCCGCUAAACAGUUAUUUUACAGCUCAUGAUGCUUCAGUCGACGUCGUGUUCUUGUUGCUUGAAACCAAUUUCCACAUUUAUGUUUUAAUAAUACAAUACGACUGAGUAAAUCACAGGUUUGCAACUAGCUCAUACUUGCUAAGAACACACAAACUUAAAUCAGAGAUGAAUUUGUGAAUGGCUGGUGCAACCAAAAGCCUGGAAAGGAACUGACAUCUAACAUACUGUCAGUCUAUCUGGAAUGGGAACAUCAGACCCAUUUGCUAUGCAGCACAUCCUCUUUAAAAAGCUAAAUGAAAUGUCUGUGUAACUGCAUGAACUUAAACUAGAUAAAGGACUAAUGACCAGGUUUUGGAAUGUUGUUGCAAGCACAAUAAUUAUC